Molecule: messenger RNA, 2433 nt
Organism: Lodderomyces theae
Lineage: Eukaryota; Fungi; Ascomycota; Pichiomycetes; Serinales; Debaryomycetaceae
Exons: 1
Coding region: 1-2433 (810 amino acids)
Biological process (GO): nucleotide-excision repair; mismatch repair
Cellular component (GO): XPC complex; nucleus; cytoplasm
Molecular function (GO): single-stranded DNA binding; damaged DNA binding
Source: RefSeq, a predicted model, not a curated record
AUGAGUGAUUUACCUACCCAACACCACAAGCAAUUAUUAAAAGAGUCCGAUCUAGAUGAUAACAGCAAUCGUCGAAUAAAACGAAGGAAGAAAGCACCGCUAGAGGAUGUCAGUAGAGUGCAUGGCGUCCAAGAGCCCCCCGGGGACUCCGAAGAUUCAAGCGACUUUGAGGAUGUCAGCUUGGACGCAGAAGGUUGGGAGUCUGACGAUUCUGAUGACUUUGAGGAAGUAUCUUUUAGCAGCCCUGGUCCUGUCAAUAACAUCGGGAGGGAAACUCCACAUAAUCCAGACCAGUUGAUGACAUUCAAACUAGACACGUCUGUAAAGGAGCCAGAGACAAAGAGAAAAGUCAAGUUCAUCAGUAACGAAGAGCGGGUACGACGCGUAUUGAUGCACAAAAUGUACAUUGUGUUGCUACUUACCCAUGUUGCUAUUCGUAAUUCAUGGUGUAACAACAAAUCCGUAUCGAAGUCACUAAAACAAGCUUGUGUAACUGGUCAAAUUUCGCAGUUGCUAAAUGAUGACAAGGGAAGUGAUAGUGUGAAGUCAAGAAGAUUUCUAGAUGGCAUCAAAAAAUUGAUGGGAAUAUAUGCUGGGAAAUUUCGUAUAACAUCUCAAGGUUUGGUGAGGAAAAACUGGGAAGAGUUGGGGGUGGUACAAGACUCCGAAAUUGUGACCAAGAAGAAAUUUGCAACGUUGGUUACAAACUUUCGAGGGAACCGAGAUAUAGCUGCACAGGGCUUUGUGUGCCUUUUGAGAGGGUUGGGGUUGAAUGCUAGAUUGGUUGUAUCCUUGCAACCACCAGAUCACACAAUAAUUACAGAAAAUUUCACUUCAAAGUCAAAGCGCAAAACGGACCAAAACACAAAAGAUCGAGCAGACCUAUUCAAAUCGAAGUCCUCAACAACAGCAAGCAAAUUUGAAGACUCAGCUUAUCCAAUUUUUUGGGUUGAAGUUUGGGAUAAAUUUGCCAAACAUUGGGUAAGUGUGGAUCCAAUUGUGAAAAAAAAGAUUGAGAUUUGUUCAAAGAGAAGGCCUAGCUCAUUUGAACCUCCUCCUGGGGAUGAAAGAAAUCAGCUAACUUAUGCAGUGGCGUUCGAUAAAUUAGGAAGAGUAAGAGAUGUUACUCGGCGUUACUCGAUCAACUAUAAUGCUCGUGUGAUUAGGAAAAGAAUAGAAUUCAAGUCGGAUAAUGAAAAAGAUUGGUAUGAUCUGGUAUUGAAAUCGUGCCAAAAAACUCAAUCAAAAAGUAUAGUAGACAUUUUUGAAGCAAAGGAGUUCCAUGAGCGUGAUUUGGCAGAAGGAAUGCCCAAUAACAUGCAAGCUUUUAAAAAUCAUCCCUUGUAUGCUUUAGAAUCUCAACUAAAACAAAAUGAGGUCAUUCACCCCAAGGACGAUUCCAGUGUUUGUGGAACUUUUAGACCAAAAAGUGCAUCAGCAAAGCUACUACCCGUUUACAGAAGAUCAUGCGUACAAAAGCUCAGGUCUGCAAGAGCAUGGUAUAUGAGAGGCAGGGUUUUGAAAAUUGGAGCAACUGCUUUGAAAUCGAAGGAAAAACCAGGACCGGAGGAUGAAGAUGUGCGAUUGUAUGCCGAGUACCAAACAAAGCUAUACAUUCCACCCAAGAUUGAAGACGGGAUAAUUCCAAAGAACCCGUACGGGAAUAUAGAUAUUUACACAGACACAAUGAUUCCAGAAAAUGCCACACUUGUUAAAACAACAGAACAGUACACCAUAAAAAGGUUACAAAAAGCUGCCACUUUACUAGGAGUAGAUUAUGCUACAGCAAUAACAUCAUUUGAUUUUACACAAAGAAGCAAAGGAACGCCAAAUGCGAAGGAGGGAGGCAUUGUCAUUCACAGGGACAAUAAAGAGGCACUUGAGCUCACGUUGCAUCAUAUGAUUCAAGAGGACGAGGAAGCAAAAAGGGUCAUGGUGGAAAUGAAUGCAUUGCUGAAUUGGAAGUAUUUCUUGUUGAAGUUGCGAUUGAAGCAGCGAUUGAAUAGGACCCAUGGAACUAUCGGAGAGGAAGGAGAUGCAGCAUUGUUGGAGAAUGAACACAUUGCAGAAGGCCCUCUUGUUCAUGAAAAUAACCACGUGGAUGAUGAUAACAACGCGUCUGAAGACGACUUUGGUGGUGGGUUUAUUGUGUCGGAUGACGAAGGAACAGAAUUGGUCCACGAGGAAGAUGAAGUUCAGCUGGGGAAUGUACUUGGAGAAUCUGAGAUUGGAAGAAGAGAGCGACGAUCCAGACGUAAGCACGGGUACAAAGAGCUUAGUGACAAAGAUAUCGAUGGUGACGCCGAGAUAGAGUCAACCAAACAGAGACAAAAACGAGUUGACUACACCGAUUCGAGCUCUGCCUCAGCUUCAGAGUUUGAAUCAGAUGACGAUGAUGAGGAAAGUUUGGAAUUUGAGUACGAAAGUGACUAA